Messenger RNA from Fusarium falciforme, 1512 nucleotides. RefSeq names its product SWIB/MDM2 domain-containing protein. Gene Ontology annotation, cellular component: nucleus; SWI/SNF complex. The transcript has 4 exons. Bases 1 to 1512 code for a protein of 503 amino acids. The record is from RefSeq and is a predicted model, not a curated record. Gene Ontology annotation, biological process: regulation of transcription by RNA polymerase II. Lineage: Eukaryota; Fungi; Ascomycota; Sordariomycetes; Hypocreales; Nectriaceae.
AUGCAGCCUCAAUAUCGCGCUUAUGCGCAGCAGGUUCCGCAGAGAUCGCCUCAUGCGACGAAUCAGCGGCGAGGUGGAAUUGGCCCCAUGAUGUCGUCAGGGCCUCACCCUUCGGUUCCCCUGACUCAGGCCCAGAUCGCCCAGCAGCAACAGGCUCAGGCGCACGCCAGCGAACUUGCCAAGCGACGGAGCCGCAAGCCUACUGACAAGAACAUGCCUGAGGGUGUGGAAGACAGCAUUAUCGACCCGACCGGAGUCCAGCGGUACAAGGAACUGAGAGAUGUUGAGCGCCGACUCGAUGCUACGAUUACGCGCAAGCGCCUGGAUAUUGUUGACUACACUAGCCGCGGCUCCAAGCGAUGCAAGACCCUUCGAGUUUGGAUCAGCAACACGGUCGAGGAUCAAAUCUGGCAGAGCAACGGGCUAAAUGUCGAUUCUUUCGACUUUACUCCCAACAUGGAGGCAUCUUACCGGGUCAAGAUCGAAGGCCGCCUUCUCGACGAUGAAACCACCGAGGACGGCCAGGCUGAGGCCGAGGGCGACACAUCUGCAGAGGACAAGACGGAACAGGAAGGUGCUGAUUCGGCGGCCCAGAAGGCCAAGUCUCAGCAGAAGCCUCGAUUCUCGCACUUCUUCAAGUCCCUGACUGUCGAUUUCGACCGUUCCCAGUUCCGAAACGGCGCCGAGCAAACAGUCGAGUGGAAGAAGCCCGAUGCUCCACCUCGGAACCAGCCGGCUGCCAGCCUUCCUGCAGCUGCCGACUUUGACGAGCUCACUUUCAAGAGGAACGGGGACGAGAACAUGAACAUUACCAUCAACCUGUUCCGCCAGGAGACACCCGAGAGAUACCAGCUCAGCCCCGAGCUUGCGGAAGUUGUCGACAUGAAGGAGGCUACCCAGCAAGAAGCUGUGAUGGGCCUGUGGGAGUACAUCAAGCUUCUUGGACUGCAGGAGGACGAGGAGAAGAGGAACUUCCGGUGUGACGAACCUCUGAAGAAGAUUGUGAGACAAGGCGAUAUCGGACAUAUUCCGAUGCUUAAUGACUAUGUUACACAGCAUCUUCGUCCUCUCGAACCUAUCCGGCUCCCCUACACCAUCCGGGUCGACCAAGAUUUCCACAAAGAUCCCCAGCCCACCAUCUAUGAUAUUCAGGUUCCCGUAGAAGAUCCUCUACGAGAUUCGCUGCUGCCCCUGCUCAACAACCCUCAGUAUGUGACAAUGCUGAAGGAGGUGACCGGACUCGACGACCAGCUUGCUCGGGUAGUCCAGGCCGUUGCCGUUUCCAAGGCCAAGCACACCUUCUUCCAGUCCCUCAGCGAAGACCCCGCCAACUUUGUCAAGAACUGGCUCAGCUCACAGAAGAGAGACCUCGAGGUCAUCAUGGGAGAGGCACCAAGAGGCGGCGGCGAACAUGCCUCGGGCGAUGAGUGGCGAAAGGGUGGCAAGGACAGUGUCUGGGCUACCCAGAACGCCCGAGAAAGUGUCAACGUCCUGCUCUCCAAGCAGCGCUGA